AUGAAAAUUCAAAAGGACUUAGCCACUGCUCAAAUCGAUACAUUUAAAAAUGCUCUUGACAAAGCUCAACGAGUAGAGCAGGCCCGACUUCAAGUUCGGACCUUUCAAGCCAAGAAACGUGGUGCAUCUAGUAGUGCUCCUGGGCGAGAUGAUCAGAAUGUACCACAUCCUAAGUUUGGAAGAGGUGCGGGUGGAGUCCGAAUUGCUGGGACACCGAGAGGAGGAGCUUCAUCCAGAGGGGUUCAAAGUGGAAAAGGACAAGGACAACAUAGGACUAUAUCUCAAGGAGUUCCUACACCCACUCCUCGCGCAAGCUGUGGAUAUUGUGGUAGGGCAAACCACAUCGAGGACGCUUGCUGGCGAAAAUUGAAGAAAUGUUUCCGUUGUGGAAGUUUCAAACAUCAGAUCGCCACUUUUCUUGUUAAGAACCGUGAAGGAAACGAGGGUGCACAGCCGGAGAAGUCAAACCCUAAGCAACCAACUGCUAGUGGGAGUAGACCAAAAUCCUCUACUAGGGUUUUUGCCUUGGACUAUCAGCGAGCCUCUGAGUCCUCUAAGGUAGUAGAAGGUAUAAUUCCCGUAUUCCACCGCUUAGUUAAACUUUUAAUUGACCCUGGAGCAACCCAUUCACUUGUGAAUCCUGCCUUUAUGUGUGGUAUUGAUGUGAAUCCUGUUAAAUUGCCCUUUGACUUCGAAGUUAAAGCACCUACCGGGGAUCAAAGCCUAAUUACCAAUAUGAUUCAUAAAAUUUGUGAGAUUUGGAUAGGAGAACGGAAGUUGAUGGGAGACUUGAUAAGUUUAGACCUUAAGGGAUAUGACGUGAUUAUAGGUAUGGAUUGGUUGGCCCGUUAUAAUGCUCAGUUGAACUGUAAAACUAAAGUGGUGGAAUUCUCGAUACCUGGAGAGGCAACUCUAAAGUUGGAUGUGAGGGAUAGGUUAACCUCGUCUGCACUUGUUUCGGGAAUUUGA
Coffea arabica (coffee) is the source of this 969-nucleotide messenger RNA. Lineage: Eukaryota; Viridiplantae; Streptophyta; Magnoliopsida; Gentianales; Rubiaceae. The record is from RefSeq and is a predicted model, not a curated record.